CCUCGGUUGUCGAGGUCCUCAAAUAAUAUUUCGAUUUCGAUUUCGAACCACCGUGACAUCGCCAAUCCUUCCCCAAGCUAGUCGGCCACCAUGAACAUGUCCGUGCAUCAAGUCACCUCUGAUUCAAUGGAUACGGGCCUUCGACAGGCAUGGAGGCUAUCGCAUUUGGCUCUCCAAGUGGCGCAAAGUGGUAAUCAUGUAUUCGCAGAGCGCCUCCACCGAGAGAGCCUAAAACUCAAAGAAACGCACGACCCUAGGGACGUAGUAGGAAUCGCGGUCUCAAAAAAUGCGCUUGGGGAAGCAUUGUACAGCCAGGGGAAAUAUAACGAGGCGUAUGAAGUCCUAACACAGAGCUUAGCCAUCCGGUCGGAGGUGCUACAGGGACGUGACCAUAAGUACGAUGCUGCGGUGACCAGGGAAAACCUGGCCCAAACGCUGCAAUCUAUGGGAAAAGCCCAGGAGGCUAGAGACGUAAGGGUUCGCGGAAUUGCUCUUGGUCAACUUUGCUGUUCGAAUUACAAGUGUCCCGGGCAGCUCUUCACCAGGAAUGAGCUUAAACAGUGUGGGGGAUGUGGACUGCCGCAUUAUUGCAGCGUCAACUGUCAGUAUGAUGCCAUUCUCCGAGCAUUUUGGGGAUAUUAUGGAUGGUUUUUUCCCCAUAGGUUUGAAGAUUACACUGUGGGAAGUAAAGGGCCGUAAAAAACCAUUUUUGGUCUGGUUUUUGACCAUUUACCAUUGUUUUCGUGAUAUUUUUUUCAUUGUAAAUUACAAUAUACGUUUCACGAUGCUAAAUACCAGACUCUUCCCUGCGUAAAUUACCACUCAAUUCAUGGUAUUCGAGCUGCGAUGAAUUGUACAAAGGUCAGAGGUAUGGACGGCCGGAGUUCGGUUAGUCAUCGUCGUCGAUUGACCUUGCGAGCUCGCAACUGCGAUCGAUGAUGGCCCAACAACGGGAAUGCGUACGUACCAUAGGGAAAUCGGCCACAUACUGAAGAGACCGAAGCGAGAGCGAUAAUUUGAGUGUAGUAAAAGAGGUCGGUGCCAAGGCAGCAUCCAUGUAAGCACCGCUAUCUGAGACAAGGUCAACGAGGUGACGCAUGUUCUCACAAGCGACGUUUUGUGACGUGCUCGGGGAUUUGAGUCCACAGCUACUUCAGCUCAAUAGUGAGAGUCAUGAAAUUCAAACACUCCUA
This is a messenger RNA of Cantharellus anzutake, 1193 nucleotides long. RefSeq lists its product as uncharacterized. The record is from RefSeq and is a predicted model, not a curated record. The transcript has 4 exons. NCBI's taxonomy places the organism in Eukaryota, Fungi, Basidiomycota, Agaricomycetes, Cantharellales, Hydnaceae. The coding region runs from base 91 to 699 and encodes 202 amino acids. Gene Ontology annotation, molecular function: protein binding.